Molecule: messenger RNA, 2103 nt
Organism: Leptinotarsa decemlineata (Colorado potato beetle)
Lineage: Eukaryota; Metazoa; Arthropoda; Insecta; Coleoptera; Chrysomelidae
Product: TGF-beta-activated kinase 1 and MAP3K7-binding protein 1
Biological process (GO): protein dephosphorylation
Molecular function (GO): protein serine/threonine phosphatase activity
Source: RefSeq, a predicted model, not a curated record
ACAUAUGUGUGUGUGAUAAUUUCCAGACAUUUUUGGUGGGAAUGACCCAAUUUGAAUCAAAAUUAGUGCCAACAGCUAAAAAUAAAAAAUUCAAAACACCACAAAGACUUAUUUGAGGUUAUGUUGUGAAAUCUUGAUAUUAUUUUAAAAAAUAUAGGUUUAUUUUGGUUUCAUAUUUUAAGUUACAAAAAUGCGCUCAUUACAAUCGCCCCACUCCAGCUAUAAAAACUCCCAGAGCUGGACAGACGAUUUACCAGUAUGUAAAAACACAGGAAUAGGCUUCUCCACCAAUCAAGUAUACCGAGAAGACGGACAUCCGCAAGAACAACACCAAUAUGAAGAUUGCAGUUCUCACUUCAAGUUCAACGACAAGUUUUACUGGUAUGCUGUCUUCGACGGUCAUGGAGGAAAAAGAGCAGCAGAUUUCUGUUCGCAGCGAAUGAUAGCUGAAAUAUAUUUCUCUCAUCUGAAUGAAAACAAAUCGGACGACGAUGAAGUAAAAAACCUUUUGCGACAAGCAUUUGUGACUGUCGAGAAGGCUUACAUGGAGAGUUUGGAAGAUUUGCUCGCAGAAAGAACAAGUUUUAUGUACGACAUUCCAGAAGGUCUAUCCCCCUAUGAAGCUUACCAAAAAGUACCGCACGUCGUUGAAAAUAUCAGUAGGUUAAAUCAAGAACUUUCAUCUGGGACAGCAGCAGCAGUUGCACUUAUUUUCAAUGACAAACUUUACGUCGCCAAUGUAGGUAACUGCCGGGUGCUGUUGUGUCAGACGGAUCAGAAUUCAGUGCUGAAAGUCCUGCAGCUUAGCGUAGAUCACGAUUUGAAGAACGAAGAUGAACUCCUAAGGCUGUCUCAGAUUGGGAUCAAUACAAAGAACUUGAAACAUGGUUCUCGUCUGGGCAAUCAAGAGAACACUCGUUGCCUGGGAAAUUACAUGGUUAAGUGUGGAUAUUCCGAUUUCGACGACCUUUCAAUGGCAUCACAGGAACCAAUCAUUUCUGAGCCAGACAUUCAUGGAGGCAUUGUUCUGGACGAAUCAUCCCGGUUCCUUUUGCUCAUGUCUGCUGGUCUAUAUAAGUCUAUCGAAGAAGCAACUGGGACUGAUCAAGUCAAUAAAUACAUCGCUCAGUUUGUGGUUGAACAGUUUCGUGAGCAGGCCACCCUAACAGGUGUAGCGCAAGCAGUGGUCGACAAAGCAGUGCGCCUCCACCACGACUGGUUCAUGUCCAACUCCUUCAACCAAACGUGCCUACCGAGGCGAAAAGACAUCACCUUAGUACUUCGAAAUUUCAACUACCACCUCCCAAACGCUAUAACAUCGCCUACCGCCCCUUCGGUCACUUUCAGUCACAAAGUUAGUGUAAAUAGCUUAUCUGAAACGUCUACUCCUACGGCGUCCACUGUUGCCGGCACGAACAUUACAAGUAGUACUAACACGACCAGCGAUACAACCAGCAGUCAAGACUCUAAAACCGAAGAGGACGAUGGUGUGGGUCCUGAUCAGAAAAUAGAAGCGUACGUUGACUUUUCUGUGUUUUACAAGAACUUCGAAAAGGCUAAGAAAGAUGGGACUCCAGGUUUGGAUUUCUGAUUAGUAAUAGGAGAACAGUGACCAUAAAUUAUAAUUGGCAUUGUACUUUUACUGAGCUAAAUAUUGUCCCACUGGCUAGUAAUCCACAUUGAGGUACUAAAAGUAAGCCCUCUGAUUGAAAACUUUACAGUAGUGAGGUUUUGAGAUCUUGGAUUGGGAAAGUGUUUUGAAAAAAAGAUUGGCGUAAUCAUUGAAAUAUUGAACAAAGGUCAUUUUUCGUGGAGGAAAAUCAUCGUUUUUUAUUAACCUUCUUGGGUAUUUUAUCUUCCAGAAUCUUUAUACAGGUGUAAAAAGUUCAGUUACUGUAAAUCCAAAAUAUUUUUUUCAAAGAGACAUGUUCUAUUCAUCAAUAACCUGUCAUGUUUUAUUAAUAUUUCCUAUUAAUUUUAUUGAUACUUUUGUUAUCGUUCUAAAAAGCUAAAAAUCUCAAUCCGUCUUCGGAUUUUGAAAAAAUUAAAUAUAUAUCUAACUUUUGUCAUGCUGAAUCAAUAAGUGAAAACAUAUCUAGACUA